Molecule: messenger RNA, 486 nt
Organism: Myotis brandtii (Brandt's bat)
Lineage: Eukaryota; Metazoa; Chordata; Mammalia; Chiroptera; Vespertilionidae
Product: pancreatic progenitor cell differentiation and proliferation factor
Exons: 1
Coding region: 134-478 (114 amino acids)
Biological process (GO): cell differentiation; multicellular organism development
Source: RefSeq, a predicted model, not a curated record
UGUGGCCUCCCGCGGUCUCCUCUGCAAAUGGGCUCCCUGGCCUAGCGCCCCCGUUAUCCCGUUAUCCCGUUAUCGCGCGCCGAGGUCCGCGAGGGGUCGCUGCCAAGGUUUCCACCAGUGCACAAGCAAGAGCAUGGCCGCCAUCCCCUCCAGCGGCUCACUCGUGGCCACCCACGACUACUACUGGCGCCGCCGUGGUUCCACUUCCAGUAACAGCUCCUGUGGAAGUGCCCAGUACCCUGGGGAAGCCAUCCCCCACCACCCGGGUCUCCCCAAAGCCGACCCGGGUCACUGGUGGGCAAGCUUCUUUUUUGGGAAGUCCACUCUCCCAUUCAUGGCCACAGUGUUGGAGUCCCCAGAGCACUCGGAAUCUCCCCAGGCCUCCAGCAGCAUGAUCACCUGUGACCUGGCUCGGGAAGCCACAAGGAAGCAGCCUGGCGGCCAGCCUGGCAAAGUCAACGCUGGGCCCCCAUCCUGAGUAGCCAG